Molecule: messenger RNA, 2304 nt
Organism: Eubalaena glacialis (North Atlantic right whale)
Lineage: Eukaryota; Metazoa; Chordata; Mammalia; Artiodactyla; Balaenidae
Gene: PRCP
Product: prolylcarboxypeptidase
Exons: 12
Coding region: 281-1774 (497 amino acids)
Biological process (GO): negative regulation of systemic arterial blood pressure; angiogenesis involved in wound healing; proteolysis
Molecular function (GO): dipeptidyl-peptidase activity; serine-type exopeptidase activity
Source: RefSeq, a predicted model, not a curated record
CUGUGAGCAGUUGCGGAUGACCGUUUUUGUCAGACAGGGUUUGACGAAGGUUCUUUACCGACUGGUGGAGCACUAGUACAAUAUGAGAAGAUGCAAGAAUUUGGGCUCAUAAAACCUCCUGAAACUAUAUCUGAAAGGCCUGUUCUGCCAGUUUUUCCCAGAGCACAGAGUGCCUCAUUCCUGAUCUCCACCCUGAACUCCUUUUAGGGUGUGUUGAAGGUCAAGCCUGCAGUGGAUAGUGACUUAACCCUUGUAGAGGCUGAUGCAGCCGGCCUGAGCCAUGGGGCGUCGCUCCCUCCUGCUCCUGCUCCUGGCUUUCCUGACUCCUGGGGCCGCCACACCCGUACCGCCGGCCCUGAGGGCCCUCAGCAGCCUGCACUUGUCAACCAGCUUCAAAUCCCGCCCCGCUGUUGCCAUGAAGUACUCGAUUCACUACAUCCAACAGAAGGUUGAUCAUUUUGGAUUUCAUACUGAUAAAACUUUUAAACAGCGGUACCUAAUAGCUGAUAAACACUGGAAGGAAGAUGGUGGAUCUAUACUUUUCUACACUGGUAAUGAAGGGGACAUUAUCUGGUUUUGCAAUAAUACGGGGUUCAUGUGGGACAUGGCUGAGGAACUGAAAGCUAUGUUGGUGUUUGCUGAACAUCGAUAUUAUGGAGAGUCCCUACCCUUUGGUGCCAACUCCUUCAAGGAUUCCAGACACUUGAAUUUUCUGACAACAGAACAAGCUCUGGCUGAUUUUGCAAAGUUAAUCAAAUACUUGAAAAGAACAAUCCCAGGAGCUAGAAAUCAACCUGUCAUUGCCCUAGGGGGCUCUUACGGUGGCAUGCUUGCAGCCUGGUUCAGGAUGAAGUAUCCUCAUUUCGUGGUUGGAGCUCUUGCAUCCUCUGCCCCCAUCUGGCAGUUUGAGAAUAUGGUACCUUGUGGUGUAUUUAUGAAGAUUGUAACUACAGAUUUUAGGAAAAGUGGCCCAAAUUGUUCAGAGAGUAUCCGCAGGUCCUGGGAUGCCAUUAGUCGACUCACAGAAAAGGGUACUGGCUUGCACUGGCUUUCUGAAGCCCUUCACUUAUGCACUCCAUUAACAGAAUCUCAGGAUGUUCAGCGUUUGAAAGACUGGAUCUCUGAAACCUGGGUGAAUCUGGCAAUGGUGGACUACCCUUAUGAGUCCAACUUUUUACAGCCUUUGCCUGCUUGGCCUAUCAAGGUAGUGUGCCAGUAUUUGAAAAAUCCCAAUGUAUCUGAUACAUGGCUGCUGCAGAAUAUUUUCCAAGCUCUGAAUGUAUAUUACAAUUAUUCGGGCCAGGCGAGAUGCCUGAAUAUAUCAGAGACAGCAACCAGCAGUCUGGGAGCCCUGGGUUGGAGCUAUCAGACCUGCACGGAAAUGGUCAUGCCCUUCUGUUCUAAUGGUAUUGAUGACAUGUUCGAACCUCACUCGUGGAACUUUAAGGAAUUUUCUGAUGACUGUUUUAAACAGUGGGGUGUGAAACCAAGGCCCUCUUGGAUCCCUACUAUGUAUGGAGGCAAAAACAUCAGUUCGCACACGAACAUCAUUUUCAGCAAUGGUGAACUAGACCCCUGGUCAGGAGGUGGAGUAACUAAGGAUAUUACAGACACCUUACUUGCGAUCGUCAUCCCAGAGGGAGCGCACCAUCUAGAUCUCCGAGCCAACAAUGCCUUUGAUCCCGUCACUGUGCUAUUAGCCCGCUCCUUGGAAGUUAGACACAUGAAGCAGUGGAUCAAAGAUUUCUAUGCAAGUCUGAGAAAGAUGCACUGAAUUUGGUGUGGCAAAGGUUGAGAUAGAAGAGAACGUGAUGGUGGUGAUAGCAGCCAUCCAAUGACCUGAGUCCUUGCCAUCUUUGUGCCACCUCCAGGAAGAAUCUCUUCAUGACAGCUUUCCCACACCAUCAGUGGCCUUGAUAACUGGAGCAGAGUAUUGACUGCCUUUCACAAGAGGGGGAGUCACUUCCUUGGUUUCUCUGAAAGCAGGGAUUUAUUGGUUUCGAAGUUGAAGUCUCUUUGGCCCAUUUGUCACUCGCCCCUCCUCUACUUUCCCAAAAGGAAAAGCAGAAGAUGGAUAAAAAUGAUGUAAUUGCAGCUGGUAGGAAGGAUAUCCAGUGCCAAACCAGGAAAUGGGAGCCAUUUCUUUUGUGCUUGAUUUAAUGACUUUGAACUGUGCUGUAAAUAAAGAAUAGGGCUGGACCUUAUACCUGUGUGUUGCUUCUGAAGCUCACUCCAGCUGUUGGGAAUGCUGUGUGCACUGGGCUUGGCUGUUUUUGGAAAGUCCUUUAAUUUUCUCUCUUCUAU